Acaulospora morrowiae is the source of this 284-nucleotide messenger RNA. NCBI's taxonomy places the organism in Eukaryota, Fungi, Glomeromycota, Glomeromycetes, Diversisporales, Acaulosporaceae. The record is from the annotation of a GenBank genome assembly.
AUGUUGACUUCCAGAAAACACACAACGAGAGCCUGUGACGGCUGUCGAACUUUACGCAAGAGGUGUGAAUACGAAAGCCUUCAAGACUUUUGCAAGAGGUGCAUAAAGAGAAAAAAAUUUUAUACCUUUCUUUCAGACACCAAAAAGCGUGGCCGCAAAAAGAUACCCUUUUAUGAAAAACCCAGCGGCGACCCUAUAAUUGACGCUUACAUGCAAAUUGAACUUGUACCGAGAUUUAAUAAACACCUUCCGAUAUUUGAACACAUUUCAAACUUUAAACAUCU